Kockovaella imperatae is the source of this 997-nucleotide messenger RNA. RefSeq lists its product as hypothetical. The transcript is spliced from 2 exons. Gene Ontology annotation, cellular component: mediator complex. Gene Ontology annotation, molecular function: transcription coregulator activity. Gene Ontology annotation, biological process: regulation of transcription by RNA polymerase II. Bases 72 to 734 code for a protein of 220 amino acids. The record is from RefSeq and is a predicted model, not a curated record. NCBI's taxonomy places the organism in Eukaryota, Fungi, Basidiomycota, Tremellomycetes, Tremellales, Cuniculitremaceae.
CGACCUGCUGCUCUGCUUGAGCUGUGUGUAGACGACGUCUGGUGAUUGCUGAGGAAUAUAUAGUUAUCAUCAUGUCACGACCUUUUCAGACAGAUGCCUUGAAUCCGGGUGCCAUACCGUCUGCAUCCUCUGGCCGACUCGGCAGGACCAAUCAACCCCUUUCAUCAUCAGCAAGGACGUUUGAACUUCCAGUGGAUAACUUGGUCCCUGGCAGUCGAUACACUGCAGAGUUGAAAAAGACACACGAAGAUUGGAAUGCGAAGAUUGACAAGGAAGUCAAAGGUCUAGCCAAGGGGCUCAAAGAGCUAGUUGAUUUAGCGGAUAUCGGUACCAACGCCACCGCCUCCUCCUCUCCUCUUCCACUCCAGCUCCGACUCUCAUCCCUAAUACGUUCUACUCAGACACUUCGAGAUAUGACCCAUGAGCUCAAACUCUUGCUUCUGCUCUCGGACCAAGUCUCAGCUGUGGACAGCAGAGAUAAAGAGGUCAGAUCUGUCCGACGCGAGGUCAACGAGAAACGACAAGAGGUCGCAAGGGAGAUUGCAAAGCUGUAUGCGGGGGAUAAAACAGCGGAUAACGCGGACGGGCGACCGGACCCUGUUGAUGAUGGUCGGGCGUCAACACUCUUGGAACCUCCUGGACAUGAGCCAGCGGAGGUGACUGGCGAGGUGGAAGAUAAAGUAAAGGAGGACGAAGAAGAAGAGGUGGAGGAUGAGGAGAUGGUGGAGGUUUAGAGGAAGCAUGGCAUACCUCUGCCAUGGGUGGAGCGAAUUGGUAACUUAAGCUGGUCGAUACAGUUUGGGACAUUCAGCAAAUCCCAGCCCUGCCCUGCCAUUCGGCUGCACCAAUGACAACUCUGGCGUGCCGCGUGGGCUGGCGGCCUCCCUGAUGCCAGUGGCUACCUCCACGGCGCGCUAGCUUGCGGCCUCGCCUCGCUGUGUAGUUCCAAGGGACAGGUCGCGCAGACCAACACUCGUAUUUUAGUCUGUAUGCGUUA